UUUAUGGCCUCAGGACUAUAAAUUUGUAACCAAAUAAACCCUCCUUUAUAAAAACCAAUCCAUUUCUGGUAUUUUGCAUAAUGGCAGCAUUAGCAAACUGGAACACUAGGUAAAAAAUUCUGCAUGUGUAAUAGAGUUUUCCAUCUCCAAAUAUGAAAUGUUUUGAGCUUAUAUACUCAAAGCAUCUCUGCAUUUUUUCCUUUAAAUGAUCUCUUCCAAUAUUGCUCUUAAACUUCACAGUUCCAGACUGUUUUGCUAGUUAUCACUUCACACCCUUGCACAGCCCUUGCUUAGAGUAAACAUGCAACAUAGACACAGUUCUGACAAAUACAUAUCACUUGUCUCAAGAAUGUUUCUGUGUGACUAGGCUGAAAACUCAUAAGAUUAUAUAAGAAAACCAUGAAAAUGGAGUCAGUGAUUACCUAAAAUGCAUGCUAAUUAAAUAAUACAGAACAAAGUUUUAAAAUUUCAGAAAAGCAAAUGAAAACAGAGAAAAGAAAAAAAAAAUCACUUUGUAAUCAAAUGCCUGCAUCUAAAAUGAAAGUACAUCACUUGUUUUUGCUUCUGAAAUGUUUUUUUUUCUAUGUCUUAAUAUAUUCCUGAAGACUUCCAUACUUUGAAUUUUAAAAAAUAAUGCUGGGUGUAGGAUUUCUGUUUGGGGUGAUUGGAAAUUUCUGGUAAAGCUAUUGGUGAGGUAGCACUGUAUUUUGCACUGAAUUUUAUGCUGAGGAUUGGUUGAGAUGGGAAAGUUUAUGUUGAGUAUGUUUCCACAAUUUAUAAAAGAGAGAAAAUAAAGUAAUUAUGACAGUUAAAUGCAAUACAUGAUCCUGGACUGGAUCUAAUAAAAAAGAAAAUGGCAUGCAUCCUGUUCAUAGAAAAAUCCCAAUAAUGAAAUUAGGUCAUUUAUUCUGGGAAUCCCUAAUAUUUUGAUGCUUUUUGGGUUUUACAGUUCUUAGAACAUUGGCAAAAUCUGAUAUAAAGAGACAUGAGGAGGUCUUUAUUCAGGAGUAAAAUAUAUAUACUUCAAAACAAUGAAAAAUUUUGUAAUACAUAUUUGCAGUACAAAUAUGUCUACUUAUAAAGACUGCUUUGAUGCCCACAUCCUGAGUGAAUGUUGGUAGAUUACAAGUCUACCUUCUUGUAGAUUAUUUGCCCAGCACAAUUAAAAUCCAGAGAAUAGUUAAGAUCUCUUGGAAAAGAUAUUAAUGUUGAUUUUGAGACUUGUAGAAGGAAGUAAAGGACACAAUCUGUUUUGUAUAAUUACAUCUAUGUAAUUUAUCUAAUCAGAGUAAAGAUUUGUGUUAAUAAAGGCAUGCCCUGAUUAAAUGUGUCUUGACUGUCAUCUGAAUUAGUCAGGGCAUGUCUUCUAGCUACAGAACUGAUGACAUAUCAACUGCAUAAAAACAGAGUCCUCCAUGAAAAUGAUCCUUUUUCUAGAGUAAGAAAGAAGAUCUGAGCAUGGAAUGUGGUUAAGGUAUUGUCAAUAAGUCUUGGUUUCCUUGCAAUUUUAGUUUGUUUGGGUUCUAGUAAGGAAGAGAAUUUUAACCAACAAAGGACAAUUCUUCUGUAUUUUGUAAAUGACUUUGUUAAUCUGAAUGUAAUUGUUGUGUUUGACCACAGGCAUUUUGACCCAGGCUGAUUGAGGUCAAGUUAGGUUAUUUUGGUCAUGUGGUUUCUCUGUGUUCAUAAUCAUUAGCAUUUCCUGGAGGGAAAUGUGCCAAAAUCAGUAGGAGAGGCAGACAAACAGAUGAAUGUAUAAUGACAAAUUAUAUGAGAAACCUGAAGGGAAGGAACUCUGUGUUUAUACCUGGAUCAACAUCUUGGUUAUGUUCUGUGUCCAUGCAUUCAUGGACAAGGCAGGUAAUUGGAGUUGCUAGUACUGGAGACAGGCAUGGUAGAUACUUGGAAGGACGUGAGAAAUGUUCUCAGUAAGUAUAUGCUGAAAUGAGUAAGUGUGGAUUAUACUGUACAGUAAACAUUAGGUUAGUUACAGGCUGACAUUUGGGUAGUGGAUUCAAUUCUUGAAGAUUCCCAUUUGGUACAACCUGAGCAUGGGACAUAAUUAUCUAAACAAACUAUUUGAAGAGAAGAUAAUCAUUGAUCAUUGAUAAUCAAAAUGAGGGGUGACAUUCCAGGUAAAACCUUGGUGUAAGUCUUAAGGAAUUUGAACUUGGGAGACAGGCAGAAAAUAAAUCUAAACUCUAGCUUUCUUUCUUUUCCUAGCCAUGUAAUUUUCUAACAUUACUAAAGAUUUAUGAACCUCUGUUCAUUUUAUUUGUUAAAUAGGUAAAUUAUCCUUAAUUAGCAGGGUUUCUUUGAGGAAUAAAUAUACAACCAUUGUUUUUCUGGGUCAAAUACAAAUGGGUAAGUUAAUCUUCUGUUUCUGACAAUAUUAUCAUUUGCCCAUGAAAUGCAUGUACUUAUGUUAGGAGAGAAUUUACAGUAUAGAAGACCUUUCACCUCUAUAAAUUAUGCAUUGCAGGGUUGUUAUAGCUGAGGCUGAUUAAUAUAGGAAAAGAUUUCAGCUGCCACUUUACUAAAAUAUCAGAUAGAGAAAGUAGAUUUUUCUCCCUAGUUCUUCAUUCUACACUAUCUGAGCCUCCAAAUCUUAUGGGGAUUUGAGACAUUGUGGCCCAUGUAUUUCUGCUACUUUUUGACAUGGUAUUUUCACAGCUAGAUUUGUAUGGUGGAAUCCAUUGAUCCCUCCACAUGAAACAACUUCUUGGUUUGAUCAACCCCAUAAUGAAAUACAUUCUUCAGUAUCUUGGUUGAUAUCCAAGUCCAGUGUGCUGAGAUCUAGAACUUUGUGUUUAGAGUGUGGCAUUGUUAGAAAUCCCAUGUGGCAGAACCUAGAUUAUUUAGGGCAAGUGUACUCAGAAGGGCAGGUACAAGCUAAAGUAGGAAGGGAGUGAGAGUCCAGAGGGCUGGAAUGGAGGUUUCAUAAGCCAGGAAUAAUUACAUUUGAAAAAUUCCAGAAUUGUUUCUCUGUAGUUGGAGAUCUUAUUCCAGAUAUGACAUAGAUCAGGUAUUCCUGUAUUUUGGAAUCUGGCAGAGAAUUGAAAAUUUGAACACUGUGGGGUAAUCAAUAUAUACAACUCAAUUAUUUUCAUGUUCUUAUCUGUACAAUGAAGAUAUUCAUAUCUUAUUUCCCAGAGUAGCCAAGACCUUACCUUUGAUCCUGGGAGAGGAGGUUCCUCCCCAUAUUUCUCUUGUAGCAUAACUUUAUGUUCUUUAUUGUGCCAAGGUCACCCCAGCUGAAGGGUUUGAACUCAUGACCAUUGAGUCUGAAAAUUGGGGAAGACCAAAGUCUCAUGGCUUCUUUCUUCAUUGUCAGCUUUGCUCACCUAAUGCUUAUCUGGUUGUGCUUGAAAACCCAGAGGAAGACAGUUGUCCGCUGAACUAUUGACAAUGCAGCCACUGGAGUUAAUAACUUUGAAAGACGUAGCUAUAGACUUCACCCAGGAAGAGUGGGCCCUGCUGGACACAUCCCAGAAAAAGCUGUUCAGAGAUGUGAUGCUGGAGAAUAUCAGUCAUUUAGUCUCAGUAGGACAUCAGAUCUGCAAAUCAGAUGUAUGUUCCCAGUUGGAGCAAGGAGAUGUACUGUGGAGAGAAGGAGCUGUAUCAUUCCAAGUCCAGGAUUCAGGCAGGGAAAAUGGUCCUAAAAAACAAGAGAUGCUGUCCAUGCCACAUCUCCACAGGAAAGACUCAUCUGUCAUCAUGUCAUUGCAGAAAUCUCAUAUGCAAAAGGAUGCCAUUAGAAGUGGUGAACUGCUAGAAGAUUUCACUUACAGAUCCAGAGUGACUCAACAUGUUUUCAGUAAUAGGGGAAGAAAACCCUACUUCAGCAAUAUGUUUGGAAAAGCCCUCAAUGACCAGUUGUCUUGUAAUCAACAAAAGCAAACUUGCACUAGAAGUAAAUCAUAUGAAUGUCAUCUAAUUGGUAAAUCCUUUACUCAAAGCUCUGUCCUUACACAUUACAGUGGAACUCACAUCAGAGAGAAACCAUAUGAAUGCCACUUAUGUGAAAAAACCUUCAGUAAAAUUUCUAACCUUAGAUUACAUGAGAGAAGGCACACUGGAAAGAAACGUUAUGAGUGCCAUCUAUGUGGGAAAGCCUUCAGUCGUUCUUGUGUCCUUACAGAACAUAAGAGAAUUCACACUGGAGAAAGACCAUAUAAAUGUCAUCUGUGUGGAAAAGCCUUCACUUAUCGUUCUGCCCUUAGACAACAUGAGAGAAGCCACACUGGAGAGAAAUCGUAUGAAUGUCAUCUUUGUGCAAAAUCCUUCACUCACUGUUCUGGCCUUAGAAAACAUGAGAGAUUGCACAGUGGAGAGAAACCCUAUGAAUGUCGUCUUUGUGGGAAAGCCUUCACUAACUGUUCUUCCCUUAGACAACAUGAGAGAAUUCAUACUGGAGACAAGCCAUAUGAAUGUCUUGUAUGUGGGAAAGCCUUCACUCAUCGUUCUACCCUCACAAUACAUAAGAGGACUCAUACUGGAGAGAAACCUUAUGAAUGUCAUGUUUGUGCAAAAUCCUUCAUUAACUGUUCUGGCCUUAGAAAACAUGAGAGAUUGCACAGUGGAGAGAAACCCUAUGAAUGUCAUCUUUGUGGGAAAGCCUUCACUCAGUGUUCUGCCCUUAAACAACAUGAGAGAAUUCACAGUGGAGAGAAACCAUAUGAGUGUCAUCUGUGUGGGAAAGCCUUCAGUCAUCUUUCUAGCUUGACACGACAUGAGAGAAUUCACAAUGGAGAGAAACCUCAUUAAUGCCAUCUGUGUGGGAAAGCCUUUAGUCAUUGUUCUGGCUUUAGACAACAUGAGAAUACACACACAAAGAGAUACCAUAAGAAUAUCACCUAUCUGGGGAAACCUUAGUUUUACUUUUGUAACAUUGGACAUGAGAGAACACAAACUGGACAGAGACACUGUGAAUGCCAUGUACGUGAAAGGUUUCAGUCAAUGUUCUGACAUCCAAUGACAUGGGAGAACUCACACUAUGACUCUUUUUGAUAUGGAAGAGAUUUCAACCCUUGAGUAAACCUUUAAACAUAUUAGAGAAUUCGCACCUGAAGAAACACUAAUGACUCUGGUAGAGCCUUUAGUCUCAUGACUGCUUCAUCAAUUUACACCAGUUCAUACUGGAGAAAAUUUAUAUAAAUGUCACCUGUGAAGCAAUGACUUCAGUAGAUAGUCUGAUGUUAUACAACAUGAGAUAACUCAAAUACAGUGGAAGUGGAAGAACCUUCAUGCACUGAUCCAACUGAUAGACUAACCAGAGAAAUGACAGUAGAGAAAAAUUCUAUGCCUUUAAUCAAUUUGCCAAUGCCUUAUCUUUAAUUUUUCCCUUUAAAAAAAAAAGUGAACUCCACAGGAGAGUGCUAGGUCUGUACUCACUGUGCACCAUCAUUCAGCCAAGCACCAGACUUGGUAUUCAAUGGAAAACUCAUUGUUGGAAUAACCACCAAAAUAAGAGAGAAAAGUCUUUAUCAGAGAAUGAAUCCCUUUGAGGUAGUGCCAGAUAAUUCAUCCAGGAGAUGUUAUUCAGUGAAAAAUCAUGCAAAGUCAUUUAUUCUUACAGCAACACUUGUAUGCAAAUGGGAACUCACACUGUGUGAAACUCUUAUUGGUGUUAUGAAUCAAGGCAUGUCUUCAAUAAUCACUCAUAACAUUAAUAUUCUUAUGCUGAGAAAACACUUCUACCCAAUUCAGGAAAAUCUUCAACUGGAUUUCAACUCAGAAAAUUCAUAUUGGGAAAUAAAAUAUUUUAUAUGGGCCCUUUAGCACACAGUUCAGCAAAGAAUCAAGAAUUUUGAAUGAAACUUAGUAUUAAAAUUAUGUAGGAUAACAUGAGAUUGUGAAAUGUCCUAGGUAUCUGGAUGAUGGAUUUUGUAAGAAUAUAAAAUGAGGUUAGCUCAAUUGAUCACUAUUUGUAUACAUGUAAGCAAAAGAUAUUGCUGAAAAUCUAAUAUGUUCUCCAUGUUCUAGUUUUGUUUUUAUGUAGUUCUAAACACAAAGAUUCGAAUCAAUCAGAAAAUAACUUUGAAUGUUACCUCAAACUAGAACACAUAACCAUGAUUCUUUAUACUCAUCUUAGUGUUGUGAUAUGUAUAUUCAUUCAAAGAUGAAAACAAACACAAAAGCAGAGUCUGAUGGUACAUAAAUUCUCCUCUUUUAAAAUACCAUUAAACAUUGCCAUCAAAAUCCAGAAAGGAUUUGAAAAUGAAACUGGUUAAAUAAAACACAUCAGCCAUGGAGAAUUGUGGGUUCAUUGGCUAGAGAGUUCCCAAGAAUUCAGAAUCUGACAUAGUGUCAUUCCAUAUAUUAGUAUUUUACUUCAAAAAGGCUUUUGCUAAGAGAAUAUAGGAAUCACACCAAAUAAGGACAUGAAAGUACUGGGAAGAUAUGGGGAGUGUUCAAUUUUUAGAACAUCCAGUUUUCAGGAAGAAGGCACCUGCAUCAUCACCUCCAAUUUGGAAUAAGGGGGCUGUCCCAGUAAUACCACUGAAGCCUGGACCACAGAUUACCCCUGGGGAGUGAAUUCCAGUGGGAAAAUAGAGAGUGUUUGGGUAUAUUGAGAUUGGAGUUUCACAUUUGUCUCCUCAUCAAACAGAUGCACUAAUCAGCUGACAUGAAAUUCUCCUGUCUUUGCCCAUAUCUGCAUUUAACAACUGUAUUUCACUUUCAGAAAAUGACCUUGUUUUGAUAGUUUCAUUUUAAACCUUGCUAAGGUGGUUCUGUAUUGAAUAAGUCUAACUUCAGACCUGCAAUCAGCCCUGACUGGAUGGGGUUCCCUGCACAGGGCCCCCAAACUCACCUUGGGAGUCAUUUGGAACCUUUGAGACACUGGGAGUCAGCAAGUGUCAUGGGAGUGUGUAGGCCAACAGCCAGGAUUUCGUUUCCCUACUCUAAGACCCCCCCCAUCUCUCUGCCCCCAUCCAUCACACCUUUUUGUUACUGUCCAUAUGGAAUUUGCUAACAUCUCACUUGUACUCAUGCAGCUAAAGGGAGGUCAGCACCUCAGUCAACCUAUCUCCCCUGGGGAACUGGCACCACCCUGGGAUCACUGAACAGAUCAAACCUUAUGCCUCCACCAUGUCAUGGAAUGCUUUGUUGGGAAUGUAGGGACAAGACACCUAUUACCACCUAUAAGGGAGGAGUGUCACAAUAUGGAGGAUAACCUAAACUCUGAAGGUUUUGGGGUCACCAGGAAAACACAUGAUUGCACAGACACUGGGUGAAGCACUGUUUACUCACAAAGAGAGACAAAGCAAAGUCAGCUUCACAAGUGGAAUUUGGUCCCCCAUGGCUAGUGGGUCCCACUUCAUAGCCAGUGCAGGUAGAGGGUCUACAUACAACCCACUUGUGCACUGUAGGUGACAGACCUGGCCCCCUCCUGAUUGGGAACAUAUGUAACCACAGGAGUUGGCCAGGUGCUAUAAUAUAAUUCAUGUACUUGGCUAAGCAGCCUCAAGUGAAUGUUUAAAUAAUGCUCUUGGCCAAAUGGGAAAGUAUGUUUCAGUAGGUCACUAUCUGGGAAUAUCUUUUAUCUCCAGGCACUCCUGAGGAAGAAGUGAGCCCAUAUUUAUAUCAUUGUAGGAGCCAAGAUACAUCUUCUAAGAAUAGGGUUUAUUUGUGGGUUAUGAGGAAAGUUGGCAGGCCUCACUCAGACUGUCCCUGUCCAUAUUUACUUUCUAUAUAAUCUGAACCUAUAACAUGUUCAUUCCAUUUCUGUUGACUUAAUUUUUUUUUCUUAAUUUGGAUUAGAUAUGUAGGAUGAGAAUUUGUAAGAGGCAAAUUCUCUUUAAGAGAUGUAAAUAAUUACUAUUAGUUCCUUCAGGCUGUUACUUAUUCCUGUAUUUUCAACUGAAGCAUAAAUGAAUUUUUAUCUAACCACUAUAAGAAAUUUACUUAAAAAUGCAAGACCAGAAUCUACUCUAUGUUGAAGUACUCUGCGGAGUCUGGUGGAAACAAAGAAUAGAUUACCUUGAAUAGUAAAUUGAGAUGACUACCUGUAUUCCUUUCCUAUUCCUGUAUUUCAUUGCUGUAUUCAUUUCUUGUUGUAUUCCUCUUGCUGUAUUUCAUUUCCCAUUGCUGUUGUAUGCAAUUAUCAAAUUAGGAGCUUGACCAAUAAAAUUUAUCUGUCUGUUGUAAGUCUCACCUGGUAAAACCAAGGUGUCAGUAGGAUCUUUCUGGAGGCCCCAGGUGAGGGUAAGUUUGCUCAUUCAGGUUGCUGGCAGAAUUCAGUUCCUUGUGAUUAUUGGACUGAGGCACCAUUUCUUUGUUGGAUGUCAGCUGAAGGCCAUCUCCAGCUUCUAAAGAAUCACCCAUAUUCCCUGGCUGAAAACCAACAACUGUCAAAUCAGUCUCAUUCUUUGAAUCUCUCUCCCUUCUGUUGUCUCACUUCUCAGCCAGGAAAGAUUCUCAUCCUUUAGAACUCAUGUGAUUCAAUUAGGCCCACAGAAAAAAUUCAGAUUACCCAGGUAAAUCUCCCCAUCUCAUAGUCUGUACCCUUGAUCAUCUGCAGACUUUCUUUUGCUAUGUAAAGUAAUGUAUUCACAGAUGCUGUGGAUUAAGGCAUAGACAUAUUUUGCAGCUGUUAGUCUGGCUACUACUCACCAAACUAAAAGCUUCAUGCUCAGAUACUGUUAGUUUUAGAAUUGAAUAGUCUUUGAACUCCAGUCAUAUUGAAGUGAAAAUACUUAGAUUCAUUGAUCUGAAUCACUCUGAAAGAUAAGCUUAAUGCUUCAUAGUGAGCUUAAAUGACACAUAUUUAUAGCUUUGAUAAUCAUUUGUCUAAUUUGUAAAUUUUUUGGCUAAAAUAUUUAUUUUUAUAACCUCAGAUCUACUUAACUGCUAAAGUUGAUAAUGUAUCACUUUAUAAGCUUACUUUAAAUAGCUAAGUUCUUAGUGUGUUACUGGGAAGCAUAAUAUUUUAUAAAUCACAUUUUGUGGAAAAUAAGACUAAAUGAAAGCUGUGGCAAUACUUUUGUGCAGAUUUGCUAAAAUUGAAUAUCAACAAUUACCUAAUGUAAAUAUGAGUAUUAACAUCUUGAUUAUUUAUACACCAUAUGCCACAAAUAUCAACUGAUUUUUCUGGCCCAGGCUCAGCUCUCCUCUUCUAGCCUCUUCACAACCAUGAACCUGGCCUCAGGUCACUUGUGCUGAGUUUACCCCAAUCAUGGCUUCCUAUGGGCCCCACCCUGCUGACUCUGUCCACUGUCUCCUUGCAUUCUCCCUCCAACGCUAGCCUCGGUUUACACUGGGCAACUUGAUUUGUCCCCUCACCCAUCAGUUUCUCUCAUUUCCCCCCUCCCAGGCAGGCUCACCCCAGUUCCUCUGCCCUUCAGAGAAACCCUCUCCCCCACCUCUCACCUCAGAUCCAUCCCUCAAGGUCCCCUAGGCCUAACUUACAUCCCUUAGUUUCUGCUCUUCAGUCAGCAUUCUUCUCCCAUUUCAGUUCACUUCCUGUGGGUUCUCUCCUCUAUGUCCUUGACCCUGCAUCUAGACCCCCCCAUUCACUUAAUCUCAGUCAGCUCUCCACCCCACCCAUUAAUUGCCUUGUCCUCCCAGGCCCUCUCACCUUUCUGUUUCUGUCUCAUGGAGCUCAUCUGCCCUUCAGUCUGGGUCUGCCCACCACCUCCUCAGCAGACUCAGGCCUGCAUUUCAACAAGAACACCCCAGCCUAGUGCUGUCCUCUUGCCGGUGCAUACCAUCAGGAGGUACCCAAAAUCCACCCACCCCAAACCUGGAGAUGUCAACUUGAUAAUGGUAAAAUUUCUCCAGGUUUCUCUACAGCCUGCGAAAAUUGUUUUCCCAUUGUAAUGACGUGGAAUUUUAUGGGGGUGUAUCCUAAGAAUGUCAAUAUGGUCCCCAUCCAACUUUAAAGAACACAAAAAUCUUGAUAAUCAAUAUUACACUGCUAUUUUCUUUCAAAACACACCUUGCCUUUGGGAAACAUGAAGAUUCAUAAACUAACAAUUAGAAGGUAUAUGAAAUGAAUAAUCAUCAAUUAUAAAAUUUCUCAUUUUCUAAUUUUGCCAUUUUUCUCCAUCAUACACAAGUCUCUCCUGUACUCAGGAAGUAAAAAGUGAAAUGAAAGAGAAUGGUCAUAUAUGCUGAAAGAUUGCAUAUUUUUGUAUUAGCUUAGUUUUUGCAAUUAUUCUAGUUAACGUUGAAAGUGUUUUGUUUUAAUAUUUUAAGGAUACCAUGAAAUCAUGCUGAAUAUCUUUCAAUUUAUCUUGGAUGGAUAGUUUAGGUAUUGUUUACAUUUGCUUCAUUCUCCUACCAUGCAAAUCCUAAGACAUUCCUUGAUCAGAUUUACAAUGUAUGAAAAUCCAUUAAAUGAUGCCUUUUUACAUGAAGAAGGAAAACUAGUCAUUGAAAAAGUUAUGAUUGCAAACAAGGCACUAAGGAGAUUGGGAGACACAGUACUGCAUAGGAGUGGUGAGAAUCAGAUCUUUGGUGGGGCAGAUAAUUUGCCUACAUUUGUGAUUUGCUUUGUCUUGGACUCCACUUGUCCUCUCAGGAAUACUCAAUAUCAAGAGCUUCUUCAGGCAAGUAAGUACUUAGUGAUGUGUCCAUGAGUCACGUCUCAUUGUGACUCCUGUCACAAGGAGCAUAGGGUCAGACCUGCCGACACAGGGAAGUCUGUUUAGGUGUAGGUACAUAAGGAAGUCUCCAGGCAGACCAAAUCUAGUUUCAUGUAGGCUGAAAGUACAUCAGCUUGCAUUAAAAAUAUCCGAAGCAUUAAAAAUUCAAGGUGAUCUAUGAAGAUAUUCAGCCACCUAACCUGAUGAAAUGUUACAUUACAGCAUUCACAAUAUGUCUUUGGUAGUUGGGGAACUUUCUCUGGGGUUCAAUUCCCCCAAAGAACAGCUGUCAAAUUUUUCUUCAAGAAUUGACUAGAAGAUAAAUUUGAAUAUUUAAUGUGUAAUUGAUAUUAAAUUUCUGAAUAGCUCAGUUUAUUGCCCAGAGAACAUCUGCCACAUAGUAAAAACUAGAAGCUGGGCAAUUUCUUCUCUUUGCUAUAGGUAUCACUAAUUUGCUCACAAACCUGUGAAUGAGCUGUGUGUACUAUGAUUGUGGGGAACUGAGUCUUCAUGUAGCCUGAGGCAUAUCUGGGGUGGUGGCUUAGAAUGCCGAGCCGUAGGCCUGCAUAGAAUGCCAUGCAGGCCCACCCUGUAAAGAUGUGGGUCUUGUG
Molecule: messenger RNA, 11200 nt
Organism: Choloepus didactylus (southern two-toed sloth)
Lineage: Eukaryota; Metazoa; Chordata; Mammalia; Pilosa; Megalonychidae
Product: zinc finger protein 596-like
Exons: 5
Coding region: 3409-4767 (452 amino acids)
Biological process (GO): negative regulation of transcription by RNA polymerase II
Molecular function (GO): DNA-binding transcription repressor activity, RNA polymerase II-specific
Source: RefSeq, a predicted model, not a curated record